AUGUCCCCAUCGGAACUACGUCCGGUAGUUUUCUGUUUGGGCCCAUAUUUCUCUUUGGACUCAGAUUUGACAGUGACCUCUUCGCCUUCGCUCUCAGAGUUGAAUAAAGACAUGAUUAAAGAGCUCGUCAAAAGGCACGACAAAAAUUGUGUAUACAUAGAAAGUCUGGUUUGA
Paraglomus occultum is the source of this 174-nucleotide messenger RNA. The record is from the annotation of a GenBank genome assembly. NCBI's taxonomy places the organism in Eukaryota, Fungi, Glomeromycota, Glomeromycetes, Paraglomerales, Paraglomeraceae.